Olea europaea var. sylvestris is the source of this 994-nucleotide messenger RNA. RefSeq names its product UDP-glycosyltransferase 85A8-like. NCBI's taxonomy places the organism in Eukaryota, Viridiplantae, Streptophyta, Magnoliopsida, Lamiales, Oleaceae. Gene Ontology annotation, molecular function: UDP-glycosyltransferase activity. The record is from RefSeq and is a predicted model, not a curated record. The transcript is spliced from 3 exons. Bases 1 to 891 code for a protein of 296 amino acids.
AUGGGUAUGAAAUACGGGGUGUACAUGGCAAAUUUCAGCCGGACACAGCAAGGGAUGGAAACUAUUGGACUUCCGCCGUCACCAUUGUUGCAGAGAAUCGCGUGGUUGCUGGUUUGGGGAAGGAGGGAUCAAAUUAUAGAAAUCCUCUUCUCAUCGCCGCGCUACUAUGAUGGUCUCCGACAAUGGGCAAUGAUCUCCGGGAGUAGGCGGCGCCGUCGGAGGAGUGGCUUAAGUGGGAAGAUUGUUUCAACAGGUAACCUUUGGAAAGAAGAGACAGGGUGUCUGGAGUGGCUUAACCCAAAGAAACGGAACUCAGUGGUGUACGUGAACUUCGGUAGCAUAACAGUCUUGACACCGCAGCAACUCGUUGAAUUCGCUUGGGGACUUGCGAAUAGUAAGAAAAACUUUGUUUGGAUAAUCAGGUCAGACACUGUAGUUGGCGAUUCUGCUAAUUUGCCGUCUGAGUUUGUCGAAGAAACUAAAGAGAGAGGCCUCAUUGCAAGUUGGUGCCCACAAGAACAGGUGCUCAACCACCCGUCUAUUGGAGUUUUCCUAACGCAUUGUGGCUGGAACUCGACAAUUGAAAGCAUGUCUUGUGGUGUGCCGAUGAUCUGCUGGCCAUUCUUUGCUGAUCAGUUCAUUAAUUGUAGGUUUUCAUGCACGGAAUGGGGUGUUGGCUUAGAAAUUGAUAAUAAUGUCGAUAGAGUUGAAGUAGAGAAGAUUGUGAGGGAACUAAUUGAUGGAAAGAAGGGUAAGAAGAUGAAGAAUAAAGCAGUUGAGUGGAUGAAAAAGGCUAAAGGAGCCACCGAAAUCAAUGGUUCAUCUCACUUGAACUUUGAUAAAUUUGUGGAGGUGCUGCUGUCCAAGAAGAACAAUAAUAUGAUGGCUUGAUGAACAUUCCACAUGUAAUGGUUCAUCUUUUCUUUGGAGAGUUGACCACAGAGGCCUAAUUGAGAAUUUGCAAUUAUUUCAAUAUUAAAGUUUUUUCUAAUUA